AUGAUUGAUCUCUCAACCUUAUCACUGAAGCAUCUUGGCAUAGUCUACAAUCGCCUAUCAUCCCUUGAAGGAGUCGUCUAUCCCAAAUACAAGAGUGAGAGAAGUCGAACACCCAACCUCCCUCCCUUUCCUUGCAAUGCUGCAAGAGCUAUCCAAAAGAAAGGCUUCACUCGCCUUGUUCAUGAAGAGAAAGAAGAAGAAGAAAAACAAGAAUAUGAGGAAGACUAUGAAGAUGAGGAAGCAGAAAAACAGAGUAUUGACAUCAAUACUUCUCCCAAGCACAGCAAGACAAUGCCUAUCUCAGUUGACCCUUGA
This is a messenger RNA of Microthlaspi erraticum, 315 nucleotides long. The record is from the annotation of a GenBank genome assembly. NCBI's taxonomy places the organism in Eukaryota, Viridiplantae, Streptophyta, Magnoliopsida, Brassicales, Brassicaceae.